UCUAUUUGUAGUUUAGUCUUGGGUGCAGAUCCUGUCUGAGAUGGUCAGCUAAGGUUCUUCCUUUCUGCUGUAUGUUACUUUUCAGCACAUCCUUUCUACGAUAAGCUGCUCGCAAUACUCCAAGUGAAACUUCACCAGUGCUUUGUAACCUGACCUGUUUGUAUGUUGGAGUUACAAAAACGUGUGGAAGGGGACCACAGAAAUGGAUGCGAUUGGUCGGAAUGGGAAGAGCAGCCGCCAGCUCGCCUCACCGAUUGGAUGGAGCAUGGCUAAAACUGGCAAAAGCUUGCCACUUGUUCAAAGUCUACACAUUUACCUGAGCAACACAAUAAAAAUUGGUGUAUUGGUGGCAGUGGUUCUUUUUUUCCUGAUAUCAAUGAUAAUUCUGGGAUGGCAGAUCUACCUCUACCACAAACAUACAAGAGCAAAGAAAUCAACAGAUACAAAGAUUAAACCCAAGAAAAAAUAUACAGAAAAGAGCAACUUGUCAACACCAAAUAACUCUUCAGACUUUCUGGCUAAAUCAGAUAAAGAUGAGUAUUCGGACAUGAAACUACACGAUUACAAGGUAUACAAGCUCCAAGAGAGUAUACAAAAGCUAAAUCAUUAUCUUCAAAGUUCUUCUGAUCGUCUUAAACUGAUACAAUCAAAUGAAGAUCUUGUUGCUGAAUCAAAUUAUGAGCUUACAGGAAAAUUAAAAUUUUCUCUAUCAUACGAUAAAAUACAAUCAAAGCUACAACUGACAAUUUUACAAGCAUUUAAUGUUCCUGCUCGACAUGCCAAACGGACUACGGACUCCUUCAUUCGAACAAAGCUAUUCAUCAGCUUACUUCAGUACCAAUGUAUUCUUCAUCAAUGGGACACAAAAAUUGUGAAAAACACCAGUUAUCCCUGUUUUGGAGACCACUUUACCUGUUCUGUUGAAAGUGAUGUCAGCAAGAAAGCUACUUUAAAACUUCAGGUCUGGGAUUUUGACAAAUACUCACGAUGUGAUGCAUUAGGGGAAGUAAGGAUAUCAUUGAGCAACUUGGAUUUAUCAAAUACAAUGGAAUUCUGUGAAGACUUACAGAGUGUUCAAAAGGAGGUCAUUGGAGAAAUAUUUGUAUCUCUUAAAUAUCUUCCAACAGCCCAAAAAUUAGAAGUUGGACUACUGAAGUUGAAAAUUGGUUGCCUGAGCAACAAUCAAAAUACAGAUAUUUAUAUAAGAGUAGAUUUUUACGUCAAUCAACACAAGCUGAAGCACCAGAAAACACCAGCAAAACCAAAGUCUGAAGUAACUGUAUUUAAUGAGGUGAUAUUUUUCACUGUAUCAGACACUGUUAUUAAUCAGUCCAUGAUUAUAACUUCUGUGUAUGAAAUUUCACUUGCCAACGACAGUAGAAAGCAGCUGUUAGGCCGUGCGUACAUAGGGAGGAAGAGGUCCAAAGAGAAGGAUCACUGGCAGUCCAUGUUGCAGUCGUUGCGACAACCGGUGUCAGAGUGGCAUCCGCUUUUAAUCUAAGCACAUCCUCUAACCAGCGUCGAUUGCAAUGUAGCAGUGGAUACCUGAAGCACUGUAUUCUCUGGCAACCCUACUGUGUGUAAUAUAUCAUUCUGGAAGAACCCUGCUUCAGUUGAAAUGUUCUCAAAUUCUCAUAAAAGCUGAAAGAAUUGAAAGAUUAAUUUUGAAUCACAGAACAAAAUAGAAGAUUGAGAUUAUAAUGGCAUUUGCAAUAAUUAAUAAUGGCACAAGGACAUUCCAGCAUUCUCCCCACACAUUAAUGGAGCUGGUUAUUGCAGUUUGCUGGGCCAGCCCAAAGUACAUACAAAGCAAAAGCAGAAAAGCCUCCUAUCUAUUAUGUUACUAAUGGAACCUCAACAUUUCACAAUUCUUAAUUGUGGAACCUCAGCAUUUCACAAUUCUUAAUUAGGUUUUAAGAAUACAAUUUAUCAUAGAACCAUAGAACACUACGGCACAGUACAGGCCCUCCAGCCCUCCAUGUUGUGCCGACCCAUAUAAUCCUUUAAAAAAAGUACUAAACCCACACUACCCCAUAACCCUUUAUUUUUCUUUCAUCCAUGCGCCUGUCCAAGAGGCUCUUAAAUACCCCUAAUGUCUUAGCCUCCACCACCAUCCCUGGCAAGUCAUUCCAGGCACUCACAACCCUCUGUGUAAAAUAACUUACCCCUGAUGUCUCCCCUAAACUUCCCUCCCUUAAUUUUGUACAUAUGCCCUCUGGUGUUUGCUAUUGGUGCCCUGGGAAACAGGUACUGACUAUCCACCCUAUCUGUGCCUCUCAUAAUCUUGUAGACCUCUAUCAAGUCCCCUCUCAUUCUUCUACGCUCCAAAGAGAAAAGACCCAGCUCUGCUAACCUUGCUUCAUAUGACUUGUUCUCCAAUCCAGGCAACAUCCUGGUAAAUCUCCUCUGCACCCUCUCCAUAGCUUCCACAUUCUUCCGAAAAUGAGGUGACCAGAAUUGAACACAAUACUAAGUAUUCUUUUGAGUAUUCCUUUGAAAGUUAAGAGCCACGGGUUGGCCCCAUGAGAUGUGGGAACAUUCAUAGUAGAUAAGCCUAUCAACAAAGUCUCAUAUUGUCUGCACCUACCAUCAUCAAUGAAGAUUUAUCCAAUGUUCCAUGUUUCCCAACUCAAGCCAGUGAUUCCUCUCUCCUUGCCCCAGUCACGCCCCUCCUCCUCCCCUCUUGGUGGAUGGGUUCCUGGCCGAUUUUGUGUGGCCCCUCCUAGUAUCUUGCUGGGUGUGGGGGCACAGUGCAGUACCUCAUGGAAUGGGAGGGGUAUGGCCCUGAAAUGUUCUUGGGAUCUGGCUCAGGGUAUCCUGGACAAGUCCCUCAUCCAGGACCUCCAGUGGGCACAGGUCACUGGCACCUCAUGACCUGUGCCUAGGGAGGGGGGCCCUGUCACAACAACGGACUCUACCGUGGUGUCUGGGCACCACACAGAUGGGCUGCUGAAUGGAGUCAGCCAUCACACUUGUGAGUAGGCAUGUUCCAGCCGAUUAGUGUUUCAUUGUGAUGGUAUUUACCUCCCUUCCUCUCAUUUCAGUCUUGUUGAGUCUUGACCAAAAAGACAGCAACGUCAACACUCCCUUUGUCCUUGAUCUGGGGAAGAAGAUGCUGUGAAGGAGCGGUAUUUAUUUAGUGUUAAGAUACAGAUAUAAUGAUGUUAAGAUUCUUCCUAUAAUGAGGUGACCAGAAUUGAACACAAUACUCUAAGUGCGGUCUCACCAGGGAUUUGUGGAGUUGCAACGUGACCUCUCUACUCUUGAACUCAAUCUCCCAUUAAUGAAGCCUAGAAUCCCAUAGGCCUUCUGAACUACCCUUUCAACCUGCGCAGCGACCUUGAGGGAUGUAUGGAUUUGAACCCCAAAGUCCCUUUGUUAAUCCACACUCUUAAGCAACUGACCAUUAAUCCUGUACUCAGUCUUCUGGUUUGUCCUUCCAAAAUGCAUCACCUCACACUUGUACGGAUUGAACUCCAUCUGCCAUUUUUCUGCCCAACUCUGCAGCCUGACUAUAUCCUCUUGUAACCUUCGACAACCUGCAGCUCCAUCCACAAUGACUCCAAUCUUUGUGUCAUACGCAAACUUACUCACCCAUCCUUCUGCAUUUAUAUCCAGGUCAUUUAUAAAAAUCACAAAUAGCAGGGGUCCCAGGUGUGGUGAACUACGUGUGCCUGUCUGGACACGCCCCCUGCUGACUGCUCCAUGGUGAAAGCUGAUAAAAUACAUUUUUUAUAAAGGUCAACUUUCCUAAAUUAAUGCAAAACUCAUCAAGAAUAUUUACUCCAAAGAGGUUCUACCUGAGAUGUUUCAGCUGUGCUUUAGUUGCAAGGAGUUAAUUCUCCCAACAUCCUAACUGGAACUUACCAUUAUUGAAAAAGUUCAAUGAAAUUUGCUAAAGACGCUAUGGCUGUUUGUUUUUUGCAGUCCUUGAAAUAGUUUGAAUGCUCAUUUAUUUGUUCAGAGUCAUACAUCUUUGGAAAAAUAUCCUCAAAAAUAGCUACAGAAAUUAUUUGGUGUUUGGGGCUUCCAUUUAUUUGUAAGAAAUUAGUACAUUAAAAUGCAAAGCAACACAAAAUGCUGAAGGAACUCAGGCAACACAAAUAGUCGAUGUUUCAA
Hypanus sabinus (Atlantic stingray) is the source of this 4119-nucleotide messenger RNA. It is a transcript of the gene syt19, whose product is annotated as synaptotagmin XIX. NCBI's taxonomy places the organism in Eukaryota, Metazoa, Chordata, Chondrichthyes, Myliobatiformes, Dasyatidae. The transcript is spliced from 8 exons. The record is from RefSeq and is a predicted model, not a curated record. Gene Ontology annotation, molecular function: calcium-dependent phospholipid binding; calcium ion binding; SNARE binding. The coding region runs from base 203 to 1501 and encodes 432 amino acids. Gene Ontology annotation, cellular component: synapse; axon. Gene Ontology annotation, biological process: calcium-ion regulated exocytosis; regulation of dopamine secretion; cellular response to calcium ion.